Molecule: messenger RNA, 1984 nt
Organism: Cajanus cajan (pigeon pea)
Lineage: Eukaryota; Viridiplantae; Streptophyta; Magnoliopsida; Fabales; Fabaceae
Source: RefSeq, a predicted model, not a curated record
GUAUUUUGCAUGCUCCUGUCUCCUCUAAGCACCGCUCAAACACAUACCAAUUUUGAAACCUUUAUUCUCUGUUAUUCCUCUGCUUCCAUUCUGCCUUCCUUCCCUUUCUAUCUCUCAUGCCCUCACCGAAUGAAAAGAAGGACUCCUUCCUUUAGAGUUUAGGUGUGGGCACGAGUUGUUUGGCUUUCGAACAAACACUCCCACCAUACGCACCAUCCUCAAAAGGAAUGCAAAUUUAAGUGUGUGGGGAAGAGGGAAAAAUAGAAGAGAAGGAAAAUCCAGAAAUGGCAUCAACUUUUGAUCACGCUAAAGAGAUUCCCAGCAGCGACGACGAUGCAUCGCCGAGGACGAUUCUGGAAACCCCUGUUUCGGGAACAGAGUCCGACAAUAGCGGCAGCGGCAGCGGCAGCUUCGGUUUCGGUUUCGGUUUCGGUUCGCCGGAUAAAUCGCAGUCGGUGAUCGGAAAAGCGAUUCCCUGGGAAAGCAUGCAGCAGUGGAAGUCUAUGAUCGACGUUUUCAAGUUCAAGAAUGUGCGAAAGUUAUCGGCCUUUCCUCUGCUCGCUGUGACCAAUGACAUCUCUCGAAAGGGCUUCAACAAAAAACUCGCUCGUAUUCGAAGUGCUGAAGAGGGUAUUGAUAUUGGGGCUAUUCCCACCAAACCCUCUUGGAGGAACUUCGAUUACGAAGAACUUGCAACUGCUACUGGUGAUUUUUGCACUGAGAACAUGAUUGGGAAAGGUGGUCAUGCUGAAGUGUACAAAGGCCAAUUACCCGAUGGUCAAGUUAUAGCUGUAAAGAGGAUAAUGAAGAAUGAAAAGGAUGCUGCAGAUAGAGCAGGUGAUUUCUUGACAGAGCUUGGUAUUAUUGCACACAUAAGCCACCAAAAUGCUACACGUCUUGUCGGCUUUGGAAUUGAUCGUGGCCUCUACUUUGUUCUACAAUAUGCUCCACAUGGCAGUCUUUCUUCUUUGCUUUUUGGUGCCAAAGGCUUGGAGUGGAAGAUAAGAUACAAGGUAGCUAUUGGAGUGGCAGAGGGACUGCAUUAUCUCCAUAAAGAGUGCCCAAGACGAAUCAUUCAUAGGGAUAUCAAGGCUUCCAACAUACUGCUUAACAAAGAUUAUGAAGCUGAGAUUUCAGAUUUUGGACUUGCAAAGUGGCUCCCAAGUAAGUGGGCCAACCACGUUGUCUUCCCAAUAGAAGGCACAUUUGGAUAUUUGGCUCCAGAGUACUUCAUGCAUGGAAUUGUGGAUGAGAAAACUGAUGUAUUUGCCUUUGGAGUUUUGCUGCUGGAGCUCAUAACAGGUCGCCGUGCUGUGGAUGAUGCUAGUAGGGAAAGUCUUGUCAUCUGGGCCAAGCCACUGCUGGACGCAAACAAUGUGAAGGGUAUAGCAGACCCCAGGUUAGGAGAUGACUAUGAUCCUAUUGAAAUGAAGCGUGCCAUGGUGAUAGCUUCCAUGUGUGUCCAUCACGCAUCCUCCAAGCGGCCAUUUAUGAAUCAGGCUGUGCAGAUACUAAAGGGUGAAGAGGCAAUUGUUGAAUCAAAGAAAAGUUUAGUUGCACAAAAAUCUCUCAUGUUAGAGGCAUGUGACCUAGAGGAUUAUACUUGUUCAAAUUACUUGACAGACCUCAAUCGUCAUAGGCAACUAAUCAUGGAGUGAUGUUCUUCAUCAUUAGUGGGAUUUCUUGUUUCCCCUAUGUAAUGUAUAUUUGUUUUGUGGAUGGAAUGAUAUUUGUAGCAGUGUGUGGCCAAAUCCAAAGUCUCAAGCCAAGUGUGCUUGUUAUUUAGCAUGAACUUUUAGGGAGUUUUACUCAAGAAACAAAUCAUAGUUUUUUGGGCCUUUUGGCUUUGGGUUAAUGCCUGAGAACAAUAGUUUCUCAUGCAACUAUGUACUGUAGAAAUGAUGCAGCAGAGUAAUUUUUGACUCUGCUGUGCCAUUUAGACAUGUUUCAUCGACACGUAAAUAUGCGCCUUGUUUCCAAUUCC